AGUAGGUAGUAUGUUGAAGGAAGAGGGACAACAGGAGGAGACCGAUGGGGCCAGACUCCCUCUCUCUCUCUGUGUGUCUGUCUGUCUGUGAGCUUCUGUUUAUUUACCGCUGAGUGCGACAGUCUCUUGGCCUGACUGAGAAGCAGCGAGAGAAGAGGAGAAACAGCAUGACAGCCCUCCGGAUUCUGUCUGUGUCUGCACUGAUGUGUCAGAUGUCCAUCACUGCGUCUCUGCACUGGAGGAAAGCUCUGUUCCCAUCAGCCUUCAGAGUGAAGCGAGGGACGCCAGCGCUGCUCAACCCCACGUUUCAGAAAUCAGCGGAGGACACCGGCCUUCUGUAUGAGGUGUUGUGGUCAGGAGGGUACAUGGACGCGGUGAACGGGACGCUCCACAUAUCCGAUCAGGAGCUGGCGUCCAUGAGGAAGCUAAAGGUUCUGGAGGUCCUGUGUGAGGACGUGCUUCCCAGAAGCCUCUCUGAGAUCCAGCGGCUCAGUGCUCAGCUGGAGCUGCGGCGUGGCUCGCUGCGCAUGGACGAGUUUGAGCGCACCGUCCUCACCAUGGUGUUCACCGCUCAGCAGCUCCCACGCACCAGCCCCGGCCACCAGAGAGAGCUGUGGGCGAACACACUCCUGCGACUCUAUAAAGCCAUCAAAGGAGACCUGCGGCCUGCAGAUGACUGACACACACACCAAGACGAGCGUCUGCAGUGCUUCUCAACUGGGGUUUGGGCUGCACGACAGUCCCAGCUAACAGGGAACGUUCUGGCAAGCUUCUCCUCCAGUUGCAUGAACAGUAGCCUGCAUUCAUUCAAAGUUUAACUGGUCUUUAAUAAGAAUAUCUAAACAUUAGCACAGUCAUUGUUCAUAGACGUUUUUCUGAAACAUUUUAGUUGGAUGUUCAUCUAACUUUUUGUUUCCGUAAUGUUUGCAAAAUGAUCAAAUGGAACAUUCCCUCAAUCUUUUCUCUAGCAUUCACUUAACCAAGAAAAUGUUUAAAAUGUUAGGAAUGUUGAGAGAACAUUGAGAUAAUGUUUGAUAACUAAUCUGGAAUGUUAGAAAAAUGUUACUUGAACAGAAUUUUGUUGGCUGGGGUUUUUAGAGGAAAAACAAUGCCAAAUGCAAAUAAUAAAUGCUGCUAAGCAUAUAAUCGUAUAGGGCCAAAUUAGAAGAUUGCAAUGCAAUUUAUAUUUAUUUUACAUAUUGUUUGUAAAAUUAUAAAUAAAUCAUUUGAAAAUAAAUGAUUAUAAAUGUAUUUUAACUUGAAAAAAAUCUGUAAAAUAAACAGAUAGCAACUUUUAAU
Molecule: messenger RNA, 1299 nt
Organism: Cyprinus carpio (common carp)
Lineage: Eukaryota; Metazoa; Chordata; Actinopteri; Cypriniformes; Cyprinidae
Product: protein FAM180A-like
Source: RefSeq, a predicted model, not a curated record